Drosophila erecta is the source of this 617-nucleotide messenger RNA. RefSeq names its product microsomal glutathione S-transferase 1. The coding region runs from base 45 to 578 and encodes 177 amino acids. Gene Ontology annotation, cellular component: membrane. NCBI's taxonomy places the organism in Eukaryota, Metazoa, Arthropoda, Insecta, Diptera, Drosophilidae. The transcript is spliced from 4 exons. The record is from RefSeq and is a predicted model, not a curated record.
UCGAAGUCGGCUCAAAGCGAACGCACACACAUUCCGCAUCCACCAUGUCGGCCACAGCUAGUAAUACCAGCCGGAUGAUGACAUCGCCGGGCGAUAUGUUUACCUUGGAGAAUCCUGUCUUUUGCUGCUAUCUUUUUUGGUCCACGGUCCUGGUGGUGAAGAUGCUGCUCAUGUCUCUGCUAACGGCCGUCCAGCGUUUCCGGUAUAAGCUGCUGGCAAUCGUACCGUUGACACUACGGCGCAGGAUCUUUCCCAACCAGGAGGAUCUGUUCUUCAAGAAUCUCGAAGUGCAAUUCGAUGAUCCGCAUGUGGAGCGGGUUAGAAGGGCCCAUCGCAAUGACAUGGAGAACAUUCUGCCGUACUUUAUCAUGUCCUUGAUUUAUAUCAGUACCAAUCCGAAUGCCGAUGUGGCCUGCAUACUGUUCCGCGUGGCCUCCGUGGCCAGGAUCAUUCACACUCUGGUUUACGCCGUUUAUCCGGUGCCGCAGCCAUCGAGGAUUCUGGCCUUCGCCACCAUGCUCCUGAUCACCUUCUACAUGGCCGCCGUGGUCGCCUUGCGCACCCUAAGCUUUAUCUGAAUAAAUUCAAGUCCCUUUCGGCUUAACCCUUGAUUACAA